UUCAGUUGGGAGCUCGUUGCCAGGGAGACCGCGUCCGCUCGUGCCUUCGGCCCGACCCGAGACCCCUGUGAUUGGCCCCGCCGCCUUGGUAACAGGGGUCGAUCCGGCAAAGGGUGAGUUGCGAUUGGCGCUGCCCCCGUCCAUCACAGUUGGCGUAAUUCCAUCCGGUUGGAGUAUCUUACGACGCGCGUAACAAAAGAUGACAGCCUGUGGCAGUGGGGAGGGAUUCGGGGCAGUGGCCUGGUGGGGAUUCAGCCCAGCAAUGGAUUUCCAAGAAAAAGGUUUAACUGCUUCAUUGGAAGCUUUGAGCUCAAAAGAAGACAGUGUUCCCGAACUUAAUGUUCUCAUGAUUGGUGCUGGAGAUAGCCGACAUCUCCUAACAACUAUUUCCCGAAAUCAUCAUUGGCCACGGAGAAAGAUUAAUUUCUACAUUGUUGAGAAUAACUUGGAGCUUAUAGGCCGACAUCUUCUUUUUCUUACCACUGCUUUGGAACCUCCAGAACAGAUGGGUUUACGAGAAAAGUGUGAACUCCUGCUUGAGUUGUUUGGGAAUAGUCUGAUACGGAGUCAGACUGCAACCUACCUGCAGGACAAAGCUAACCUCUUCAUUCACUAUAUAACAGAUCUUGAUUUCCUUCAUAAGAAACUGCCAAUGAUUGACAUGUCCGGCCUGAAGUUUAAAGAGCGAGAUCAGUUGGAAGCAAUUUUUAAAUUCUGGAGGAAUCCAGAUCAGAAGAUGUUUCAGAUCAAUCGGUUGUGGGAUAUGCGAAACAGGCAAUACUUAGGAAACCGAUAUGACUCUAGGAUUGGUGUUUAUGAUUGGGACUUACAUAUGAAAUUAUAUGAGCGAGGGGCUCGUAUAAUAAACAAUCGACAAUACUAUCAAUGGAGAGAUAAAGGCUUGGCAUUUGAAGUUCGUGAGGGUCUAUAUGAUGUUCCAAACAAAUCUCUGGCUUCUGGGCUGCUUAUGAAUUAUAAAGGGGAGAAAGUUCCUGCGCGUGGCUACUGGGGAGAUAUUGUCACAAGCCCAUACAUCGCAUUUGGAAUUGAAACAGAAGAGCAAUCCCUUCUAAAGACAGCAAAUGGUGUCCAUGUAAAGACAGCUCAGGAUAUCUCUCAGUAUAACAUAACAGCCUUGCUCCAUGAACUGGUUGCUAAGGAGAAAUAUGCACUGCCAACAGAAAAGGCCACCUUGCAUGAGAUUACAGAAGAGGCGGAAAGUGGAAUGGAGAAUGACUCUUCUAACAUAAAAAAUGAAUCGACUCAUACACGUCAACAUCCAGAGAUUGUGACAGAAGAAGGAACAAUGAAGCAAAGCAGUGAUUUGGAUGACACAAACUCCAGUGGAGGCCACUGUGCAGCUGAAUACGAUUAUCUCCCCUUGCCUGAUGUAAAGAUUCAUUUCCUACCAAUGAAUUGUGUAACAGAGCUUCAUAAGAAGAACAAUUACUGUGAGAGGUUUAAUGUGAUCUACUUUUCUUGCAGUAUGCUUCACCAGUUAAAACCAGAGUUGAAGCAGAUUGCUGCACCACGAGCAACUCUCAUAGUGGAACUACCAAAGUUCAUACUAGAUCUGCGCAAGGAAGUGAUGACUAAGUUUGCCAGCCGUGCAACUGAAAUGGCAAAGGAGGCAGGCUUUGUGCCUUUUGGGAACAUAGAUGAGGAGAAGGAUUCCUUUGCACGUUUUGAAUUAAAGGAUGGUCCAUAACUUUGAUUUAGCAAUGUGAGGCAGGUGUUAGCUGAGCAAAACAGAAGUAGCAAACAUUUCUGUUAUCACAUACUGAUUUUUCCUAAUGCUUUUAAAAAUGGAGAUGAUAAUGGAACAUUCUGAAGAGAGCACAUCAGAUUUUAGCACAUGAACUUCAUCGUAAAACAGCCAGCUGAAUGGAUUAUCAAUUUAAGCUUGUGGUGCUGUGAUUAUUGGUUAUUACAAUUUCUGCACCAAUGGACUAAGUCUGACAGUAACUGUAUAGUCUGAAAACAUUUCAUUCUAGUUGAAUGUUUCCCAGUUGUUCCACCAAAGUUGACUAAAGUUAUUUAGGACUAAGGCUGAAAAUGUGUUACUGAAAAAGCGCA
Molecule: messenger RNA, 2076 nt
Organism: Chiloscyllium plagiosum (whitespotted bambooshark)
Lineage: Eukaryota; Metazoa; Chordata; Chondrichthyes; Orectolobiformes; Hemiscylliidae
Gene: dnaaf3l
Product: dynein axonemal assembly factor 3 like
Biological process (GO): axonemal dynein complex assembly; motile cilium assembly
Source: RefSeq, a predicted model, not a curated record